AUGGCCAUGAUUUCCAAUAACGUCUCUAAUUCGUCUAAUUUGUAAGUGGACUUUGGGUUACUGUACUUGAGUUUAGGUUACUGUAGAAAAUAAUAUAAUCGGGAAAUAACUCGGAAUAAUGUUAAAGGCCUCUACGGCAAAUGAAGACUUAUUUUUCGUUUAUUGACUUUAGUUUCGAGCUGAUUUUACUUGAUGGGCCAAGUAUAAUAUAAUUUUAUUUCAGCUGCAGUCGGGGCGGUACAGGCGCCCCGUGUUGUUUUUGACGCCCCUCCAAGUGAUCCAGACGCAAGUAUAGACUCAGACGCGCUUUCCGGUCUCGUAAAACGUAAGUUCUUGCUCGUUCUUGUGUCGUAUUUUAGGUGGAAUUUUGUUUUUGAAUGUGGUCUUUGUCGUUAUUUAUGGGAAAGGAUAAGAUCUCCUAUAGUUUAAAGAAUUUUCUCGUCUAAAAUACGGCCUUCUAGAGAUUUGUUUCCCUAAAGUAAUAUAAUUUUUUUCAGAAGUCAGCGAAGAAUGGUGUGCCCACAUUCCGGAGAAGAAGACCCUCGCCCUGUUCCUGCCCCACAACCAACUGUCGUCAAAGCUGAGCCGCGAGCACUUUGUGAACCUCCUCGAGUAUUGUGAAGAUGAGCUCGGGUUCAACAAGGUGCUCGCCUGCUUCAACCGCGACGGUCUGGACGCCAAGCAGGGAAUCCCCAGGGCCCUACGUUGCAUCGGCUUCAAUGUGCUUGCCCCCGAACACUUCCCAUCGUGUUUGGACAAGUCGAAGUUGUUCUGUAUGGUCUACCACAUCUAA
Messenger RNA from Bursaphelenchus xylophilus (pine wood nematode), 793 nucleotides. NCBI's taxonomy places the organism in Eukaryota, Metazoa, Nematoda, Chromadorea, Rhabditida, Aphelenchoididae. The record is from the annotation of a GenBank genome assembly.